This is a messenger RNA of Harmonia axyridis, 2505 nucleotides long. RefSeq names its product nose resistant to fluoxetine protein 6-like. The transcript has 13 exons. Gene Ontology annotation, molecular function: acyltransferase activity, transferring groups other than amino-acyl groups. The record is from RefSeq and is a predicted model, not a curated record. Lineage: Eukaryota; Metazoa; Arthropoda; Insecta; Coleoptera; Coccinellidae. The coding region runs from base 488 to 2371 and encodes 627 amino acids.
AGUGUUAUGUUUGUGAAUAUGAUUCUGGUAUGACUAAAGUGGUUGAUUCCGUAAGUGGCUGUUGGUGCGGUGCAGUGCCGGUAGUGAGAAAGACAAUAAUUGUGUUUUUAGAUCUUCGAGUGUUCCGUGAUAUUUCUUGGGGAUGAAUAGAACCUUGAAUAGCCAGCUCUCAAAAGACGAUGUAAACAUAAGAUGAAAAAUUAAAUCAAUUAUAGUUUUUAACUGCAACAAUCCAAGUUUUUAUUUUAUGGGAAUGAAAAACACUUAAGUACAACACUGGAACUGAUCAAUAAAUUGUGAGUGUUAUUAACUUUUGCUCCCGAUGGAAGAAGUGUUCUACAACUUUUUUCGUUAUCAUCUGGUCUCCUAAGAACCAACAGUGUGAUGACACAAUCGUAAUUUCCCUCAUGUUUACUGUGGUGGUAAUUGAUAUUUAUAGUGAAUAUAAAUAACGGGGUUCACAAAUCUCAGUGCGAACUAGUGAAAAAUGGCUGUGAAAUUAGAAUUUGUUGCGUUCCUGUCCCUUCUGCCUCUUCUUGUGACUAGUGAUGAAGACUUCCCCAUGAUAAUCAAGAAAUAUGAACUGUCAAAUCCUGAAGAAUGUAGUGAAAACAAUGGUAUAUUUUGUAAAAUAUCAGUUACCUUGGUGCCAUACAAUAGCACUGCCGAUUCGAGAGCUCGGAAAAUUAUAGAGGAAACGAAUUAUGACUAUCGAUAUUUCGAUAGAACGAAGCUAAUUCACGGCCGCUGUUUCAAAAAAUAUCAAUUGAGAACAUUGAAUGAAGCAUUGCAAGAAGAAUACGCAAUUAAAUACCUAAAUGAAAGUCUCCAAGGAAUUGUGAACAAUUUCAGAUGCUUCGAAAAAGGCCGCCUCAUCCUGAACGAUGUGGAUUAUUGGGAUCUUCUCUUUAUGUCGAUUGCUGCUAUUUAUGUAUUUUUCAUGGUUGUUUCAACCACGUAUACAUACUUUGCUGAUCAUGAGAAAGAUAAUUUUUUGGUGAAGAUAUUAUCAAUUUUUUCGAUAGUAACAAUUUGGAAAGAAUUAAAGAAACCAAUAUUGAAUGAGGAUUUCCAAAAAUUGAAACCAAUUCAAGGAAUCCGUACUUUGACUAUGAUGCUCAUAAUCUCCAUGCAUGCAUUCUAUGGAAAUAUGUUCACAUUUUUGAAUAAUCCUGAGUAUGUGGAAAAUAUUUACCUCCAUAUCAUCACAAGGUGCAUAGUAACAAUCUUCACAUUUUUAGUGCAAACAUUUUUCUUAAUAUCAGCCUGGUUGUUAACCAUACAAUUAAACAAUAUUAUAAAGAAGAAUGGAGAUCUCACUUUCAAGGAUAUAUCCAUCCUAGGACUGAAUAGAUAUUUUAGGUUAUUACCCGUUAUUAUAGUAUUAUUGAUGUGCCUUAGAAGUAAUCUAACUUUCGAUGUUAUUUCAUUCAUAAAUGAAGAUGUUGCAGAAAGAGAAGUAGAAAUUUGCAGGAAUGACUGGUGGAAAAAUUUAUUAUUCAUACAAAAUUCAUAUGAACCAGACAAAAUUUGUUCUGGUGUUACUUGGUACUUGGCUACCGACUUCCAACUCUAUCUGUACACACUAGGACUAUUUUAUUUGAGUCAAAAAUUGAAAAUCCCAAGAAAAUAUCUCAUCGUUCUAACCAUAAUGAUAACAAUUGCAAUACAAGUUGGUAUUAUAGUAAAUACGAAUUUUCAAGGAUUUCUGAGGCUUAUACCAAGGACAGCGAAUCUUGAAGACAUGAUGGUUUCCGAUGCCUUUACCCUUUCGUAUAUUCCCGUAUGGUGUAAUUCAAUAACAUAUAUGAUGGGAAUUAUAUUUGGAACAAUUUAUUUCAACCAUAAAAAGGAAAAAUUAUUUGAUGAAAUUUACAAGAAGAUUUUAUGGUUCUUGAGUUUUUUCGGAUUCCCAAUACUAGCAUUAUUUGUAACAUCUUUUCAAUAUGAUACCAGAAUAUUUGAAGUAUUGGUGUCAGUGCUUGCAAGACCAAUAUUUGGUUUUGGUAUUGCUGUCGGUAUUUUAGGAAUGGCUACCGGGACGGGUGGUUUGAUAAAAAUCAUUUUAGAACUCAAACCGCUGGUAUUUUUAGCGAACUUUUGCUAUUGUGUGUAUUUAUUUCAUUACGCAUUCGUAUUCGUAAGGAUACUAAGAGAGGAUGAAAUUGUAGACUUAUCCGCAUUUUACAUUGCUAAGUACACUUUAAUCGACUACACGCUUUCCUUUGCGGUUGGUGCUCUUAUCUACGUUUUAGUGGAACAUCCGUUCAUUCAACUACAAAAGCAGAUACUGCCACAAAUCAAGACGAAGAAGGAAAGUCUUGAACAGCCAGCAAGACCAACAAAACCUAUUAAUACGAUUUCUGCUUGAUUAUUAUAAAAACAAUAAUCGAAGUAGAUAUCGAUAUGUAAACAUUUUGUUGGAUCACAGGGACCAAAUUUUAUGUACAUAUCCAAAUUUUAUCUUAGGAAGAGAUUGUAUCAAUAAAUUAUUUCAACAUUUUA